Messenger RNA from Clarias gariepinus (North African catfish), 1452 nucleotides. RefSeq names its product RNA binding motif protein 41 (gene rbm41). Gene Ontology annotation, cellular component: U12-type spliceosomal complex. Lineage: Eukaryota; Metazoa; Chordata; Actinopteri; Siluriformes; Clariidae. The record is from RefSeq and is a predicted model, not a curated record. Gene Ontology annotation, biological process: mRNA splicing, via spliceosome. Bases 77 to 1381 code for a protein of 434 amino acids. The transcript is spliced from 7 exons. Gene Ontology annotation, molecular function: U12 snRNA binding; pre-mRNA intronic binding.
CAUAUCCCAGACUGCUUUGCUGAUAAACCAGUACUUCCGGUGUAAACCGGAAGUGGAUGUUUUCUCCGAAGACGCUAUGAAGCGGAUCACUCGUCGGGUUUGCGAUGACGGCCCGGUUCCUGAGGAGCAGGAGACGGAGGGCCAGAGGCAGCUCCACAACAUGCUGCUCCGACAGCUAGAUACAGACGUCGACAUCGACCGUUGUGUAGCGAAGAAGAAAUGCUUCGCCCCGGCUGCGCUGUACAAGCCGUUUGGAGAACAGGCGGCAGGCGUGCGCAGUCUGGCCCAGUUCCAGGUGCUGCAGGAUGGAGAGAAGGAGCUCGCCAGUUUGAGAGAGCUGGGCCUCACUGAGGCUGAGAUCGAGCUCUGGAGGAACAGAGAUGUGCAAGACAGCAGCAGAAAGAAUCGUGGCGUGAGCGCAGCUCCCGAAGCACAGGACGAGCGCCUGCAGCUCAUUUGGGACAAGAUAGCGGCGAGGGCGGAGUUACUGUCACGUCCCCAGCGCUUCUCGGGCAGUCGAGCUCUCACACGGAGAGAGAUGGAGAUCGAGAAGGCUCUUUUUCACGGCAGUGACCGCUCCAGCUUCCUUACUGCCCUCUACCAUCAAGAGGGAGAUUCACAGACAGGCCAGCAGGGGGCGACCUUUUUAAACCAAAUGGAUUCAUUAUACAGAGACUUUCUCAAAGAUCAACAAAAAGAUUCUGAGAGCAUCACAGACUCUAAUCACAACCAGACACAGUGUCGAGACGCAGACUCUGAUCAGACGAAUGUUCUCACAAACUGUAGCAGCGAAUCGUCGAUAAGCAGCGAAUCCACGCCACCCGACGACACGAUCAGAGCCAAGGAUCAGAGCCAAGGACUGUCAUCUGUUCCAGAGAAACUGACAGUCGACCGGCCGAUCGGACGCCUGAGCUCUUGUUGCGUUCAGGGCCAGAGCGGUCCGGUGACGGUCAGCGGGAAAGUAGAGGAGAUUUCAGAUGAAGAGAUCAGGAACAACCGCGAGACGGAGGAUGGAAUAAGGAGAAUUUCACGCUUUCAGAACUAUCAGCGUGGAGAGACGUCGAAUGUGCUGUGCGUGAAGAACAUGAGUCCCCGGGCGUCUGUGGCCCAACUCGUAGCUCUGUUCUCCCGCUUUCAGAAGGACGACGCAAAUCCGAUUGUGUAUCGUGUCCUGACGGGGAGGCUGAAGGGCCAAGCCUUCAUCACGUUCUCUGAUCUAGAGAGUGCAAAAUCAGCACUGGACACGGUGAACGGCUACAGGCUGCAGGACAAGCCUCUGGUCAUCGAGUUCGCCCGAGAGAGGAGACACGCAAAAACUGAGGACUCAUCAGCAAUUCACAACAGCACAACCACAGAGCAAAAUGACCUGAAAAACUGCUGAUCGCAGUGUAAUUAUGAAGCAAUUUUAACAGGAUUUAUAUAACAAAUAAACACGACAUGGUGUUUAAUCAA